Messenger RNA from Solea solea (common sole), 1996 nucleotides. It is a transcript of the gene mob3c, whose product is annotated as MOB kinase activator 3C. The record is from RefSeq and is a predicted model, not a curated record. Gene Ontology annotation, cellular component: cytoplasm; nucleus. Gene Ontology annotation, molecular function: protein kinase activator activity. Gene Ontology annotation, biological process: positive regulation of protein phosphorylation; signal transduction. The coding region runs from base 550 to 1200 and encodes 216 amino acids. The transcript has 5 exons. NCBI's taxonomy places the organism in Eukaryota, Metazoa, Chordata, Actinopteri, Pleuronectiformes, Soleidae.
CAGCGACAGCUAGGGCCCAGCAGACAAAGUAAGGAUGUGACAUCAUCAACAGGAAGAGAAGCCAAACAACUUUUUCUCCCUUUACUGCUGCCGAGGGAAGUGGGAGCCUCUCGGACUGUUAGCGUCUGACAGAGAUUGAGAAGAUCCAGAGGAGCUGGAGGGGAAAAGUGGCCGGAGCUGGCACAUGCAGGGAAUUUUAAAGUAAAGGGAUCAGCCGCCCCAAAUCCUCACUCAACUUCCCACAGCUUUCCACCCUGUUCCAGUAUUCUAGGAUUCCAGCCAGGUGUCAGGGAGUGAGGUGUAGCAACAUAAACUUCAGUUUCCAGUCAGUGGGAAAAGCCUGCCUAACAGUGAUGUUCCACAACCUGAAAACAAGAGCUUGCUGCAAUCUUUGCAUGGCAGAUGCUGACCCUGUGUGACAGGAUUUUGUAGCUGCAACCCUGGUUGCCGCUCUCUCUCUGGAAGAUUAAGCUCUAUAAAAAAAAUCUAUACCAAAUAUUAUUUUGGAGAGCUCAUUCUCCCCGUAUCUCAGGGGAUAGAAAAAAGUCGAUGGCGUUGUGUCUUGGACAAGUGUUCAUCAAAGACAAAACCUUUAGGCCAAAGAAGAGGUUUGAGCCUGGGACCCAGCGAUUUGAACUCUACAAGAAGGCCCAGGCCUCACUGAAGUCUGGUCUGGACCUGAGGAAAGUGGUGCAACUCCCUGAGGGAGAGAGCCUCAAUGAUUGGAUGGCUGUUCAUGUGGUGGAUUUCUUUAAUCGGAUCAAUCUGAUCUACGGCACGGUGAGCGAGUACUGCACAGAGCGCACGUGUCCCAUCAUGUCCGGGGGUCUGAGGUACGAGUACAGGUGGCAGGACGGCGACGACUACAAGAAACCCACCAAGCUGCCCGCUCUCAAGUACAUGAAUCUGCUGAUGGACUGGAUAGAGUCACUCAUCAAUAAUGAGGACAUCUUCCCCACCAGAGUAGGUGUACCUUUCCCCAAGAACUUCCAGCAGGUGUGCAAGAAGAUCCUAAGCCGUCUCUUCAGAGUCUUUGUGCACGUUUACAUCCAUCACUUUGACAGCGUCUGCAACAUGGGUGCAGAAGCGCACAUAAACACCUGCUACAAGCACUACUACUUCUUCAUCUCAGAGUUCAACCUCAUCGAUCACUCAGAACUGGAGCCCCUGAGAGAGAUGACGGAAAAGAUAUGCAACUGAGCAAAAACCAUGUGGGACAAAGGAGUUUACAUUCUGACGUAAUCUGAGCCGUGUGAGAAAUCGUCAGCUUCGAAAUACUCAAUAGAAAGAACUAUUUUACACAAAUCUGUGUGACUGGUUUCAAAGCUUCGCUGGGGAAGGUCCAGUUACAUACCGCCCUCCUUCAGGUGGUGGCGCUGUACUUUCACCAGUGUUUUUACUUAAUAAUCCAGUGAUGUCAUUGUCACAGCACAGCAUACUAUAGCUAUAUUUUCUUUGCUAGUGCAUGUUUUUGUUUGACUCUUGUAUAUGUUCAGAUAUACAGCAUUGAUUGUUUUGAUGAAAGUUUGCCUCUUGUGUUUUAUAUAGUUUUUGUGUUUUGUUUUUGUUUUUGAGUUUAAACUUGUCAUAAAAUGCAGUCUAAAAUAACCAAUAUAUUGGAUUUGUUUUAAAGGCAUUGCACCACACAAAACACUAUUAGAAUUUCAUUAUGGCAACUCUUCCUGAACAAAAAAGACUUUCAUGUGCAUUUAACAGUUGGAAAGAAUGAACAAAAACAGCAUUACCAAUGAAACUAUUACUGCUACUAUAACUUAUUAGACCACCACCCAAUGUGAAGGCUUUGUUUCUGUAAUGGUUAAUACACCAGUUAAUAGAAGCUCCUUAACCAAAAUUUGAUUUUUAAUGCUAAAAUACAAUUAUUAUUGUUAUACAUGAGUUUUCAAAUGGACAAUUUUACCAAAAAAAAUUGGUAAUUUCUAAUUGAUUCAUUUCUGACUUGCACAGUGAGUCGGCUCGGAUUUGUGGGUAUAAAAAG